AUGGCGUCAUCAACCCCGCAGCAAAGUAAUGGCCAGGGCAUCAACGAAGGAGGCCAAGGUCGACGUGGAGUUGAUCGUGCGCCGUAUCAAGAAGACCCUUCAGAUAAUGAACAAGGAAGAAAGAGUACUAGACAACGAGGACCACCCAGGCGCCAUCAUAAGAAGCCUCUCAGGCAGCGACGAGCAUACUCUACUGACGACUACUACGUCGACUACGCUGCCGAUUUCCAACCUAGUUUUCCUCGAUCCCCAUACGAACCUGAACCUCGGAUUGAUGACCUUUACCGUCAAGACACCGAACCUUACCAACAAGAUACAAGCCCAUGGUAUCCUCAGCCAAGCCCUGGCGGGCCUUCUACUUAUCCUGCGAAUUACUCUGGUUCAUACUCCUUCCCCUCUGACACUUACAGCUACUUCUCUGGCACCUCCCCUGCGAUGCCGCCUCACUCACAAUCAGGACUAUACAAUCGAAUUCCAAACAGCGAGCCGCCUAGGGAGUUUGACGAAGACUACACUACAGCCGCUACCUACGAAUCUCCACCUGCUAUACCUCCAUAUCCUCAAUACCCCACUCGAGCACCAAGGCGACCACCUCCUCAACCGCUGGCCCCUAGACAGCCAGCCUCCAGUCCAGAGUAUGCCACAAGAGGUACGAUGCGAGAUAUUCCCGAGCGACUUCCUAAAAAGAAGCCAUCCAGUCGAAGGAAAGACGGCACCUCGUCAUCAAGUGAUCAGAGAACGAUGCUGGUCAUGGGUCAAGUCUUGGAAGGGCUGAAUGGUCUUCAAAGACAGCUCGAGGACAGAUCCUCAGAAGUCAGAUCUGAUCCAGGAUGGUUUUUGUCAGCUCGUCGACCUAGGAGCGUAUCAACCACGAGCCAAUAUGCUAUGGAAGAGACUAGAUCACUUGACGUCGAGAGGCAAGAACGAGAUCACUUAGUGGGUAUUAUCAAUCGACUACUCGAAGACAGAGAGAGACAAGGGUAUCGCAACCCAUAUUUACAUUCGCAGAGAAGGGAUAUAGCCGCCCUAAUUGAGGAUAGCCUCGGGUUGAAUGAGAGUGAAAUGAACAGGGCGUUGAUCAGGCAUAGCGAUAGCAAGGAAAUCGAGUCCAAGCUCGAUACUAUUCUGGAGCUUCUAGUCGAACGCCGAUCGAACAACAGCCAGGCACGGAGACCAUUAUUACAAAAUUAUCACGGGCAGAGACAAGAUUACCAACUCCCACGAGGAGACCAAACGGUCAUCUCUAUCAGCUCAUCACGAGAGCCCAACAUGCGACGACACGUCUUGCAACGCCGUGCAUCUGUCGCUCAGCCCGUGAGCAGAGAACGACAAUAUGCCCAGCACCAUACAGCACAUUCAUCAAACCAGGCUCGUAUUCGAGUGAGGGCCGAUAGGGCAGCCGAGCCCGCAGUGGAAGAUUCAGACGGUGAGCUAGAUGAAGACUACGAUCUGUUCCAAGGCUACGAGACACAAGACAGUCCUCUUCAAGAGGAUCUUCGAGCCAGACGCCUGGGUCUAGCACGAGAUAUGGAAGGCGACAACGUUAGGGGUGGAGUAGUACCAGAGCGGCAACACAGCAGCAACAUACGAGGUAUUAGUAGGAGACUAUCGGAAGGCGGCGAGCAAAGAAUGAGACCGAGAUAUUAUGCCACUGUUGAAAAUGUGGAUGAUGAUGAUGAUGAUGAUGACGACGACGGCGACGACCAGGUACCAAUUCCAACUCGUUCCUCGAUGGCACAUAGACCAAAGGUCGAGCAGGUAGAGAAGAAAGCGCCUCAUGUGCCUGAUCCGCCUGUUUCUGUUACUGGUCAAAGGAGAAGGGGAGCAAGGGUAAGGUUUGAUAGUGCUUGA
Molecule: messenger RNA, 1851 nt
Organism: Fusarium venenatum
Lineage: Eukaryota; Fungi; Ascomycota; Sordariomycetes; Hypocreales; Nectriaceae
Molecular function (GO): oxidoreductase activity, acting on NAD(P)H
Source: RefSeq, a predicted model, not a curated record